Vitrella brassicaformis is the source of this 1198-nucleotide messenger RNA. The record is from the annotation of a GenBank genome assembly. NCBI's taxonomy places the organism in Eukaryota, Vitrellaceae.
GAGCAAAGAAAGAGCGUUCCUUCCAACUCAUCAUUCGUCUCACCGAUAACGUCAUGCUUCUGUCGGUUCUGCUGAUCUGCGUCGGCGGCGUGUCUGCCGUCGACAAUGUCAAUGAAGGUCCCAGCCUGUUCCUGAAGCAGGCCAGCGGUGCGGGUGAGGGCAUCGCUGACUACCAGGUGAACCCCCUCCAGGCUUUCCCCAUGCCUCAGCUCAGCAACCCCUUUGGACGGGUCGACACGGUCAAGGAGCUGAUCACUGAGAAAUACCUGGGCAGAUGGUGAGUGACCCCACAAACACAACACGGACGCACGCACAUGCGCAUGCACACGCAUGUGUUCUGAUUGGGGCUCGGUGUUGUGUGUGUCUUUCCCUCUCUAUCGUUGUGUGUAUGUGUGUGCGUGCGUGUGUGUGCGUGUGUGUGCGUCAGGUACCUGAUGUAUGGGAGUGUGGCCUCUCAGAUCAUCACUGGCAACCUGGACUGCCAGACGGCCGACUACUCGAUGCGCAUGGACGAGAGGAUCGGCGUCGUCAACACGGGCGUCGACCGGGACGGCAAGCUCACACAGAUCAAAGGAUACGCAUACACACCCGACCCCAACGAACCCGGCGCCCUCAAGUCAGUCAGCACACUCACGCACACGCACACACAUGCACACACAUGAGGUCGCGCUGAUGUCUGUCUGUGUAGGGUGUCGCUGGGCGGUGUGCCUGUGGAUGGGGACUACGACAUAGUGCAGCUGGGUCCGUUUGGCAGCGACGGCAAGUACGAGUGGGCGAUUGUGACGGAUGAAUUUGAGGUGUCGCUGUUUGUCCUGGGGAGAGACGUUCAGACCUUCAAAGACACCUUCGAGAAGGAUGUAUGUGAGCAGGCAGACACACAAACCAAACCAAACCAGCUUACACACUACACUCUCACCCUUCGCCGUGUGUGUGUCUGUGUGUCUAGGUGCUCGAUGCGUGUGCGACUCUCGGCUUCACCAGGUAAGUCUGUCUGUCCAUCUUCGGUCGCCUCUUCCAUUGCAUGCACUCCUGGAGCCUGCCGCACAACCAACUCGUAUGUAUGUUAUGGCUAUGGCUGCACAGGCCGUGGAACAGGCCCAUCCCUAUCAAGCAAGGUUCGGGAUGCGAGUACGCGCCACUGCCGCCACCCGAGGGGGCGGAGGGCGGACAGAUGUACGUCUGACAAACGAAGCGAGCC